This is a messenger RNA of Didymodactylos carnosus, 2066 nucleotides long. Lineage: Eukaryota; Metazoa; Rotifera; Eurotatoria; Philodinida; Philodinidae. The record is from the annotation of a GenBank genome assembly.
AUGAGCGAUCGUAUUUGUUUGAUCGCACUAGCGUUGACUCUGCUGAUCAAUACAUCAAAUGGAUUAUUUGCUCCGUCCUCUCCAAAUGGAGAUAAAAUGCCGGGUGAAUCGUAUGAAUUUACAUCAAAGAAAUAUAAAGACAACGAAGCUUGUACUUUAACAAUAAAAGGAUCAACAACUAAUCAAAGAAUAAUUGUUUCAAUAGAAAAGAUGGAUAUUGCUCCAGAUGGGAACUGCGGUGAUUCCCUCAAAAUUUAUGAUGGAAAAGUUGGUGGUACUUUGUUGAAUAGUGUUGCAACGGAACAGUGUGGUAAAAAAGACUUUUAUGUUAGAUCGAACUCGAAUACUGCUGUCAUUGUAUUCUCAAGUAAUAAUGAUGGAAAACAGGGUACUGGAUUCACGGCAACAGUUGCAAUAGACUUUUUUCGAAUACAACUUGUUCAUGUAGAUGAGGUAAUAUGCUCUACAAUCUGCCACUAUCAGUAUUUGUAGACACAAAAGUUUGUGAUGUAUUAGGGUCUGGAGAAUUUAGAUUCAAAUAGAGAUUUUUUUGAAAAGGUGCAUGAGGACAAAAGUGUACCAGAUUCGUGAUCCAUAUAAAAAAUUAUCACUUACGGAUGGCUUCAAUCAUCUAUGGUAUUAUCGUGUUUGCUUCUUUGUAACUGAGCUCUCGACACGUUAUAUGAAGGGUAUUAAAGGUACUAUCAUUUGAAGAGAAAAUAGUUCAUAUCAGUUGGCGUUCAUCUACGAUUCGCUUACAUUAGCCCUUAGAAUGAAUAUAUCUUUAGUGCUUUGUCUGAAAUCUUAGGCAACGCGUAUUAUUAUUAAUGCCACUCUUCUGCAAACCAGAUCAUAUCGUGAGCUGUUACUCAGAAUUAUGUUUGAAAGAACAGAUGCUCUUCUCGCUAAAGCUAUCUCUUUUUCAUCCUCUGUUAUCUACCGUGGCUUGCACACGGUAGAUAAUAGUCUUUGCAUUUUUACAACUAGUAACGGGAAACUCAAAAGUGAAUAGACAAAUUUGACGUGUAAGAUAUGAUUCGAUUUAUCGGUAGUAAAUUUCUGAGCUCGAUUGGAUGAUGGAGGUUCAUUACAUAACUAAGUUAAAAACUGGAUCAUAGAAAAAUCUAGAAAAUCUAGAAGAUCAUUUCCUAGAAAAUCAUUUCCAAAGCUUUGUCGGAUAAAUCUUAGCGAAAAUAUAUCGACAACAAUGCAAUGAAACGUUUACCAGCGAGGUGCCGUAUAUGUUUUUAUUGUAUGUGUACGUGUGUUUUUAGUAUGUAUGUGUGAUAAUCAACUUUUCUUUUCGACUGUUCUCAACAUGUAAAGGGCCUGACCACCCUGUUGAAUCAAAUAAACUAUGUUUAGAUCAAACCACCAGAGAUGCACAUAUAAGUUACAAAUCAGUUCAAGCUCAUUUAACACGAGAGUGAACUACUUAAUUAGUAGUCAGUAAGACGACCAUUAGCCAUCUUUACAAGCAAAAUAUCAUGAAGGAUGUGAAAACGACAAGGGGGAAACAGCAGAUUUUGGGAUUUUUCCGAUUUUCACCCAUUUUUGUUCCUGCACUGUCCUUUACUUACUUACUUUCGAAUCGGUACGAUACAUCAUCAUAUUGUACAAAUCUACUCGUCACUUGAUUCAUCUUGUUGUUAACUUCUUCUUGGUUUGAAGUUUAACCACUUUUGAUAAUUAGUUUGAUAUAUGCUUUUUGUACAUUUGAAUACAUCUGCAGGAGCAAAUAUCUCCACCGAAAAUGUUUCGUCUCCUUCCAUGUUUGUUUGCUGAGCGUAUCGAGCACCACUCAAGUGAGAUCUAUGCUGUCUAUAAUUAUCGUUUAAAUUCUGUCUUAAAUCAAUUGCGAGUUACGUAGAUGAUGAUGAUCAACAGCGGUAAUAUCAAAACUAAUACCGAUACUUACUAAAACAAAAUGACAGUUGUGACCCAGGAGAAAAAAGACGGGCAAUAAACUGCUCAUUAACUGCCAGUUUACAGUCUGCCUAAAAACUGCCAGUUGACAACGUGUUAACUGUCUAAAAACCACCUAAAAACUGUCUAGUUUAUUGGCC